Messenger RNA from Drosophila sulfurigaster albostrigata, 2458 nucleotides. RefSeq lists its product as uncharacterized. The record is from RefSeq and is a predicted model, not a curated record. The transcript is spliced from 2 exons. Lineage: Eukaryota; Metazoa; Arthropoda; Insecta; Diptera; Drosophilidae. Bases 111 to 1769 code for a protein of 552 amino acids.
AACGUCGAACGCUGAUCGGUGAACGUCGCACACUCUCGUUGACACGCACUCUCUCCCUCCUCCCAACACCUUCUCCUCCUCCUCCCCAACCACCCACCCAACAGAGCAGUAUGUUGGGCAAACACACGCGACUCUUUAAGAUACUUUUCGUGAUCAUUUCCAUCAAGGUGUUCAUAUUGUUAGUGCUCCUUUGUGUCAACAGCUCCGAUAUACACCGCGUUAGUCGCGGUCGUACCUCAAAAUUUAUCAAUGAUUUACUCAUUGACAGACGUCAAGAACCCAACUUGGAGGAGCGACUGAAGCUCAUACGCGAAGAGAUGCCAUCGUUUCCACUCGAGGAGUUGCUGCGACGCCCUCGGGACGUAAAGCCAAAUCAAUGCGGUGAGGCGCCCGAUUUCAUGAACAUCGAAUAUCACAAUGAAUACUGGCAAGCGCUGCAGAUUGAGAAUACGUCAUUCUAUUUCUUUGGCGCCUACUACGACGAUCGUAAGACUGUUCCGAAGACACCAUUGGUCCGUCUGCUGACGAUGAUCAAUCUGUAUGGGUCCGAGGGUAAGGUCGAUUAUCCGAUCAUCUAUUGCCAGCUGUGGUAUAAGGAUCGUGUGGAGCCACUGAUCGUCAAGGGCAUCGAUCACAAGAUCGUUUGGAUCUGGGGCGGUGCAUCGCGUCGCUUCUUCCCGACGCUCAUCAGCUGUCCGCUGCCAAAGCCGAAGGGCGGCAAAGCCGAGGUGCCCGAAAUGGUAUCGCUGGUGGCCGAUCGUUGCGAUCGUGCCAAGAAUCUGUUGCGCGUGGUGCACGAAUUGCCGGAGCCAUCGGAAGUGCAACAGAGCAAAUCGAGUCGUCGAUUUAUGGUCUGUGUCAAGGCAAUGGAUUUCCCAUACACGGAUAUGUCGUGGCGCAUCAUCGAGUGGCUGGAAGUGCUGCGUAUGCUGGGCGUCGAUAAGGUUGUGUUCUAUGACGCACAAAUGCAUCCGAAUAUGACGCGUGUGCUCAACGAUUACAAGACGAAUGAACCGCACUUUGUCGAGCUGCGUCCGAUGUCCUUGGGCCGCGGUGAACCGCAUUCGCCGCGACACUUUCAUCACUAUGCCAUGGCCUCGGACGGUUUCAAUCGCAUACUGAACGAGAUGAUACCCUACAACGAUUGCUUCUACCGCAACAUGUAUAAGUACGAUUACGUGGGUAUCUUUGACAUCGAUGAGGUGAUCAUGCCGCUGCACAAUGUCACCAAUUGGAAUGAUUUGAUUGAGCUCGGCUACCGUGUGCCCGACUACGAACGUGACUCAAAGGGUUGCUCGGAUUGGGCUAGUUUCUGCUUUCGCAAUGCCUACUUCCCGCGUUAUCCCGAUCGUCCGAAGGUCUUCAAGCAGCUGCCCAGCUAUUACUAUAUGCUACAGCACGUGGAACGCACGGCUGAGCAUUGUGAUCGCUACUCGGCGGCCAAGUGUUUGCAUUCCACCAAAUAUGCCGUGGGGCUGCACAAUCAUUUUCCACUGUACCGUGCCCAGACGGGGGAAUGUGAACCGAAAUCGAUUCCAAUUGAGUACGCGCAGUUGCAGCAUUAUCGCGAGCCCGAUAAUAAGACACGUCUGAUUAAUCCGGUGACCGAUGACAAUAUCUGGCGUUUUCAGCCACAGUUGCAGCAACGCGUCUAUGCCAAAUACGAGAAACUUGGCUUUCUGCCCAACAUCACUCAAAUGCAGGAGGCCGAGGAGCAACGCAUUCUCGACGAUGAGCAAAAACUGCGUGAAGCAAUAUCCAUAGCCUAAGCUAGUAGAAAGUUAUCUCUCAGCUCUCUUGCUCUUGCAAGGUCUAUCGCGCAAGGGCGUUUUUUAUCUUUAGAAAUUUGUUUUUUUAGAUAGGUUUUUAUCAUUAGAAGACAUUUACUAAUUAACUAUCUGACAGUUUUUUGUUGUUGUUCAGUUAUCUCAUAGAUAAUAAAACUUUGCUGAUGAAAUGUUUAACAACACCUAAAGCUAAGUCCAUAAUAAUAAUUGAAACGACUUUUUUUUCUUCUUGUUUACUUAGCUUAUUUAAAUACAGAUUUCAAAACAAGGCCAAUAAAGUAUGUUUCUACCUCAGAAAGAAAAAGAGAAAAGCCCAACCAUAAUUUUGUCCAUUGUAAUCAGGUGUAAGAAAACAUAUAAUAUAAAAUAACAAUUAGAAUAUUUGGCUCAUGGUCCCAAAAAAGAAAAAUAUGUAUUUACAUAGUUGCAGCUGAUAUCAUUGUCAUUGCGGUGGCCUUUUAUUUUAAGCAGACACAUUUGUUACCAUUCAAUAAACGAGUUAAGUAAAUACUCUGCUCAAUUGACAUUGACGUAGCUUCAUUCUGUGUGUCUUAAGACAAAAUCAUGUGGUCUGCACAGUCAUGGUUGAAAUCAACAGAAAACCAGAAAACACUUUCGAAACUUUUUGGCUAGAAGCAUAGAAGUCGAGUUGCUGGAUUUUGUUGUUCAAG